Saccostrea cuccullata (small rock oyster) is the source of this 1110-nucleotide messenger RNA. RefSeq names its product proteasome activator complex subunit 4A-like. Gene Ontology annotation, molecular function: proteasome binding; peptidase activator activity. NCBI's taxonomy places the organism in Eukaryota, Metazoa, Mollusca, Bivalvia, Ostreida, Ostreidae. The record is from RefSeq and is a predicted model, not a curated record. The coding region runs from base 271 to 1110 and encodes 279 amino acids. Gene Ontology annotation, biological process: proteasomal ubiquitin-independent protein catabolic process. The transcript has 10 exons. Gene Ontology annotation, cellular component: spermatoproteasome complex; nucleus; cytosol.
GGGAGAGUACCUGAACUCCUCCAUCGUCUGUUAGAAUUCCUGACACCCUACCUCUCCCACAGGUAUAAGAAUGUCAGGGACAGGAUUGGAAGCCUGCUGUCCAACAUCAUAUUGUAUGACUACAGCAUCACGGCGGGUUCCUCCACUAAAUCUCCACACAGAGUGGACUUUGUCCAGAAGGUGAUUCCACAACUGGAACCUCUCAAAGACCUGGUGCUAUCAGACAAUGGAAACAAUGGCAGCUCAAAAGAUGAGGAGAACUACAGAGACAUGUCUUCCUCAUCAGAGAAGAUGGAGAUGGAAGAUGAUGAGGAUGAAGAGAGGAAGACAACCAUAAGGCUGUGUAAAACAGUGCUGAAGUGGAUAUCUGAUGGUCUAGGUAGAAUGUUUACCUCAACUACACCAGAGCUUUUCCUUUUUCUUCCAGUUAUUUGCACGUUAGAGAGUGAGACUAAGGAUGAGGAAGUGAAGACUGAUUGUUCUAUGGCCCUGGCCUGUUUCUCUCAGGCUCUGAUUCAGGAGAACAAUGUCACGGUGUGUCUGGAUACCAUCAGAGAGGUGAUGGGACUGAAGUCCUGGCAUUCCCGUGUAGCGAUCCUCGGUUACAUCCACGUCAUGGUGUUCUGUAAUCUCUUUACCAUGAUCCAGACAAAGUACAAAAAGGAAAUCCAGAACUUUAUACUCCAUCUCAUCUGUGAUGACCAAGUAGAGGUGAGAGAGAUGGCAGCCAUAACAUUGAGUGGUUUAGUACAUUGUGGAUUUCUAGACAUGGACAAAGAUAUGCUGGAACACUUUGAAGUCCUUAGUAAGAACAAGGUGAAGAAGCGUAAGUUAGGGGACUCGAUGCCUCUGGAGGCCCUAAUAAAGCGUCACGCUGGUGUCCUGGGUCUCGGUGCUCUAAUGGAAGCCUAUCCUUACAAUGUACCCGAGUUCAUGCCACAAAUCCUAAUGGACCUCAGUAACCAUGUCAAUGACCCUCAACCAAUUCAGCCAGAACUGGUGAUAAGACGCUGUGAGGGGGCAUGUGAACAUGGAGGAACUCUCCAGGGCAGAAGGGAUGCAAAACGCGGUGUCAAGUUGCAGAAAGACUUCAUGUUUCCCAAAGUGUAA